UCCUGCUCCACAGACAUCCCAGGUGAACGACAGCAGCAGGGGACCCCAGAGCCAUGGGGCGCACUCGCGACGCCAUCCUGGAUGCACUGGAGAACCUAACUGCAGAGGAGUUCAAGAAAUUCAAGAUGAAGCUACUUUCAGUGCCCCUGCGUGAAGGCUACGGGCGCAUCCCUCGGGGGACGCUGCUGCCUAUGGACGCCAUGGAUCUCACAGACAAGCUCGUCUCUUUCUAUCUGGAAGAGUACAGUGCAGAGCUCACUGCGGUCGUGCUGCGGAACAUUGGCAUGCAGGAGACAGCAGAGCGGCUGCAGGAGAUCUCGUGCAAAGGCCACACUCCAGGGCCUGCUGGGAUCCAGGAUUACCGGACAGCAGCCAAGCCAGGAGCAUCACACUUUGUGGACCUGCACCGGGCCGCCCUCAUCACACGUGUCACAGAGGUGGAUGAGGUGCUGGAUGCCCUGUAUGGGAAAGUCCUGUCAGAGCAGCAGUACCAGGCAGUGCGGGCAGAGUCUACCAACCCAGGGAAAAUGAGGAAGCUCUUCAGCUUUGCUCCAGCCUGGGACACAACCUGCAAAGAUCUUCUCCUUACGGCCCUGAGGAACACCCAGCCCUACCUGGUGGCCGACCUGGAGAAAAGCUGAGGUGUUUUCCCCAGCAGCAGCCCUGCAUACAAUCCCUGGCAGUUCCAGCCGACUCACCCCGAAUGUCUUUAUACAUACACAGUACAUGAAAAUCCAACUUGGGGAGCACCUGGGUGCCUCAGUCGGUUGACUGCCUUCCACUUGGGUCACGAUCCCAGGGUCUCAGCAGGGAGCCUGCUUCUCCCUCUCCUACCCCCCUGCUUAUGCACUCCUCUCUCUAAGUAAAUAAAUCAUCUUA
This is a messenger RNA of Nyctereutes procyonoides (raccoon dog), 879 nucleotides long. RefSeq names its product apoptosis-associated speck-like protein containing a CARD. The transcript is spliced from 3 exons. Lineage: Eukaryota; Metazoa; Chordata; Mammalia; Carnivora; Canidae. The record is from RefSeq and is a predicted model, not a curated record. Bases 54 to 641 code for a protein of 195 amino acids. Gene Ontology annotation, biological process: regulation of apoptotic process; inflammatory response; innate immune response.